CAGCGGCGUCACACGGACGUACACACGUCAUCAGCUGCCGGGUCAAACGUUCUUCUUCCGGUUGACGGCGCGGCAGCAAACAAACACGAGAAGAGGGAAAACCCGGGAAAAUACCGCCACAGCUCACCUGUCAGGCUCCUCUGAUACCAGGUAAAGAUGUUGAGGAGGAAACCGACUCGUCUGGAGCUGAAGAUCGACGACACAGAGGAGUUCGAGAGUGUCAAGAAGGAGCUUGAGGCCAGGAAACGUCAGCGGGAGGAGGCGGAGUCUGGAGGAGGAGCGGGCGGGGCUUCUGUUAUCAGUGUUGACGUCAUUGGGGGCGGAGCCUCAGCUUCUUCCUCUACAACAGCAUCAAGGGCGGACCUUAUCAACGAGCGAAUCGGCUACAAGCCCCACCCAAAACCUGCCACACUGCCGACCUUAUUUGGAAGUUUACAGUUUUAAUAAUGACGAAAUAAAGAUGGUGAAAAAAUAAAGUUUCGUUUUUUAUUCGCAACUGAAAACGACUCGUACCGCAGACAGUGUGUCGAUAAAGUUACUGUGUUUGAAUAAAGUUUAAACUUCAGAGGAGUGACGGAGAUGAUGCCACUCUCCAUGCGGUUUGUUGGACCAAUAAGGAGACAGGUUAGGAAUGACAUCACUCGUCAGGCAUGUUCGUAUGAUUUGUUUUAUUUUCAUAAUAAAUGCUACGAUAGUAUUUUGAUAAACAAAUGUAAAAAACAAACAAAUGAUUAGUGUUGAAAACUGUCAGAAACAAACAAUUUAUUUACACAAACAGUAGGCGGCGCUCGACAUCACUAACAGUAAGGCUCCGCCCUGACGCAGUCCAGGAAGUGAUACGUGUCUUCUUAUUUGUAGUUUAUACAUAUUUAUAUUAAACUUUAUCUUCUUUUCUUAUAACAAGGUGGUCCGUCAUUAUUUCAGUUGCCAUGACAACCUGGAGAAAAAAAAGGAAGUGCUGAUGAUGUGUUUUGGAGCUGCUUUUUUUUUUUUUUUUUUUUU
Epinephelus fuscoguttatus (brown-marbled grouper) is the source of this 1002-nucleotide messenger RNA. It is a transcript of the gene cdc26, whose product is annotated as cell division cycle 26 homolog. Gene Ontology annotation, cellular component: anaphase-promoting complex. The transcript is spliced from 3 exons. NCBI's taxonomy places the organism in Eukaryota, Metazoa, Chordata, Actinopteri, Perciformes, Serranidae. Gene Ontology annotation, biological process: regulation of mitotic cell cycle; anaphase-promoting complex-dependent catabolic process; protein K11-linked ubiquitination. The coding region runs from base 157 to 444 and encodes 95 amino acids. The record is from RefSeq and is a predicted model, not a curated record.